Sphaeramia orbicularis (orbiculate cardinalfish) is the source of this 1011-nucleotide messenger RNA. RefSeq names its product aquaporin-10-like. NCBI's taxonomy places the organism in Eukaryota, Metazoa, Chordata, Actinopteri, Kurtiformes, Apogonidae. Gene Ontology annotation, cellular component: plasma membrane; basolateral plasma membrane. The record is from RefSeq and is a predicted model, not a curated record. Gene Ontology annotation, biological process: glycerol transmembrane transport; water transport. The transcript is spliced from 7 exons. Gene Ontology annotation, molecular function: glycerol channel activity; urea transmembrane transporter activity; water channel activity. Bases 1 to 1011 code for a protein of 336 amino acids.
AUGGAGAGGCUUCUGCAGAGCUGCAGGAUCCAAAGUCAGCUGGUCCGGGAAUGUCUGGCAGAGUUCCUUGGACUGUACAUCGCAGUUUUAAUCGGAUCUGGAGCGGCAGCCCAGGUCAUCACCUCCCAGGGGACCCAUGGAAGCUACCUCACCAUGCAGCUUGGUUCUGCCCUGGGAACAGUGUUUGGCAUAUUUGUCACUCGUGGAGUUUCGGGUGCUCAGCUCAACGUUGUCUGGUCCAUGAGCCUGUGGCUCUUGGGUCGACAACCAUGGAGGAAGGUGCCCUUAUAUGCUCUUUCCCACCUCCUAGGAGCAUUUCUGGGCGCAGCAACAGUUUACCUCCAGUACUACGAUGCCAUCCAGGUGUUCAGCGGAGGUCACCUGUCAGUGGCAGGCCCCAAUGCCACCGCUGGGAUCUUCUGCUCAUACCCUGCGGACCACCUGAGCGUGUGGGGUGGCAUCGUGGAUCAGGUGGUUGCCACUGCUCUUCUGCUCAUCUGCUGCCUGGCCGUUGAGGAUCGCAGACAGGGGCUGCUCCCUGACGGACUUGCGCCUGUCCUGGUGGGAGCACUGAUCCUCACCAUCGGCCUGUCGAUGGGCUCCAACUGCGGCUUCCCCCUCAAUCCAGCCAGGGACCUGGGGCCCCGGCUCUUUACGUUCAUCGCAGGCUGGGGGGAAGAAGUGUUCAAGGCUGGAGGUGGUUGGUGGUGGGUUCCCAUCGUGGCCCCCUUUGUGGGUGGGCUGCUCGGAACCCUCAUCUAUGAGCUACUCAUUGAAGUUCACCAUCAGCUCACGCCGCAGAGUCCAGGUCAAGAGUCUGAAGCAGUGGAGCUGGAGGAGGUGGUGGUGGACUCUGGAAACAACAGCGAAGUUGAGCAUGAGCCCUCGGAGCAGAGCGGCGGCCUCCAGCCCUUCGACAGAUGGAGAAGUGAAGGUGACGUCCACAAUGGACCAUGGAAGAAGACCGGGACCAGGACCAUCCCCCUUUUUCAUUCUUCAUCAUUGUUUUAG